GAGUAGAAGUAGGAGGAUUAGGAGUAGGACGGAAGUGAAGCUAACUUUCUGCGGAAGUCCAUAAAAGAAAACAAAGCCAUCUAUCUGUGCAAAUAGGGAGUCUGUUUCCGAUUUAAAACCGGUGAAGACCUCUCAAACGAUGGAGUUCCUGUUUGGGAAGAGGAAGACCCCAGAGGAGAUGCUGAGGCAGAACCAGAGGGCACUGAAUCGAGCCAUGAGAGAUCUGGACAGAGAGCGACAAAGACUGGAGCAGCAGGAGAAGAAAAUCAUAGCUGACAUUAAGAAAAUGGCCAAACAGGGACAGAUGGAUGCUGUCAAGAUCAUGGCGAAGGACUUGGUUCGCACAAGGCACUAUGUGAAGAAAUUUAUUAUGAUGAGGGCAAAUAUCCAGGCAGUCAGUCUGAAAAUCCAGACUCUCAAGUCAAACAACAGCAUGGCACAGGCAAUGAAAGGAGUCACCAAAGCCAUGGCUACCAUGAACAGACAGAUGAAGUUGCCACAGAUUCAGAAGAUCAUGAUGGAAUUUGAACGACAGAGUGAGAUCAUGGACAUGAAAGAGGAGAUGAUGAAUGAUGCCUUAGAUGAUGCCAUGGGUGAUGAGGAUGAUGAAGAAGAGAGUGAUGCUGUUGUGUCCCAAGUGUUGGACGAGCUGGGUCUCAAUCUCUCUGACGAACUCUCAAAUCUGCCAUCCACGGGAGGUAGCCUCUCAGUGGCAGGUGGGAAGAAAUCUGAACCCCAGCCAGCUCUGGCAGAUGCAGAUGCUGACCUGGAGGAGAGACUGAAUAACCUCAGGAGAGACUGACACAAUAGCACUUUGGCUGCCUGGUGUUAAUACAGCUAGAUGUACUCGGCAACUUAGAUUUCUGUAUCUAUACUGAACAAAAACAUAAACGCAAC
Oncorhynchus gorbuscha (pink salmon) is the source of this 897-nucleotide messenger RNA. RefSeq names its product charged multivesicular body protein 2a. Gene Ontology annotation, biological process: late endosome to vacuole transport; protein transport; endosome transport via multivesicular body sorting pathway. NCBI's taxonomy places the organism in Eukaryota, Metazoa, Chordata, Actinopteri, Salmoniformes, Salmonidae. The coding region runs from base 140 to 802 and encodes 220 amino acids. Gene Ontology annotation, cellular component: ESCRT III complex; multivesicular body. The transcript is spliced from 6 exons. The record is from RefSeq and is a predicted model, not a curated record.